Molecule: messenger RNA, 1008 nt
Organism: Exaiptasia diaphana
Lineage: Eukaryota; Metazoa; Cnidaria; Anthozoa; Actiniaria; Aiptasiidae
Product: pentraxin-4
Exons: 3
Coding region: 1-1008 (335 amino acids)
Source: RefSeq, a predicted model, not a curated record
AUGGCAGCGUUGUUAUUCCUUAUGUUGCUAUUUCCAUGGCAAAGAAUUGCUAGAGCUCAAAUUCACUCCAUGUCAGAGAUUAACUGCUGGACAUCAUAUUCACUCCCAGGAUUCAAGAUUCAUGGUCACGUGAUAACAUCCGUCUCACUGUCUACCAUAAGCCAAUGCAAGCAUCGGUGUGCUGCACARCAAAGAUGCAACAGCAUCAGCUUCCAUCAGAAUACAAAAAAAUGUGAAAUGCAUGACGGUAACCACAUCUCACAUCCUGAAAGCGUUCUUCCUAGUAACGGGUAUGUCUACGUUAACGUCCCUACAAGACCUCCCAAGAGAUGCAGCCAUAAGUUAUGCAGCUAUCCGUUACUAUGCGUGCCGGAGAACGCGGACUACAAAUGUGUCAGUUGCGAAGAGGCCAAGGCUGAACAAGUGCUGAAUUUCCCAAGGAAAUCUAGCAAGGACUAUGUUAUCCUAGAUGAUCCGCCAUUUGUUUCAAUGAGCGCCUUUACGCUUUCACUUUGGGUUCAAAUUGACAGUACAAGUGAGUCUCAUUAUGUGUUUCGAUAUGAAACCAGAUACAUAGACGAAGGACCAUCCAUCUACGUUACAAACACCUAUGUAGGUGUAGGUGUUUUUACAGAUGGCAAGCCUCUUUAUGGCGUUAACAUUGUUGACAACAAGUGGCAUCAUUUGUGUCUUACUUGGGAAAACACAGAUGGACACAUCAAAUUGUACAUAGAUGGUGUGCUACGCAUCCAAAUAACCGGGAAGAAAGGUCAACAGCUUAACAAGAGGUCCCUUGUCCUUGGUCGAGAUACCGAUGGUGACGAUUGGCAAUCCUUUCAUGGAAAUCUAGCCAGCGUUAACAUGUGGAGUAGAGCGUUCCUUGCAGGAGAAGUUUCGGUCCUUGCUUCGACAUGUCCAACAAGCGAGGGGGAUAUCAUACAAUGGUCUACUUUGAAGACAAAGGGGACUGGCAUGACGAAGCUUGUGUGUUCAACGUUUUGCAGAUAG